AUGCCUAUGUAUGCCUUGGGUGUCACCCCGCUUAUCGCUGAUGUUGCUUCUGCCGACGUGGUACAGGAAUGGUACGCGGAUGAUUCUUCAGCUGGCGGCCGCCUACGCCCGCUACGGCGAUGGUGGGAUGACCUGAAUGCAAAAGGGUCGGAUUAUGGGUACUUCCUGAAUGCAACAAAGUCGAUCCUGCUCGUGAAACCCGAGGCGUACGAGGAAGCCACUGUGAUUUUUGCUGGUACUGGUGUGCGUAUUGAGAAGGAUGGUUGUCGUCAUCUAGGAGCAGCCCUUGGCACGCCGUCCUUUGUGGAAGAGUACGUUGCUAAUAAGGUCACCGACUGGGUCCAGCAGAUUCGUCGUCUAGCUGAAUUUGCAUCGACUCAACCUCAGGCAGCCUACAGUGCCUUCAUUCAGGGACUACAGCCGCGGUGGUCCUUUCUCUCAAGAACCCUUGAGGAUGCUCCUGCACUGUUUGGUCGUCUUGAAGACGUGAUUCGGGACAUCCUGAUCCCAGCUCUGACAGGCCACGCGCCACCGUCUUCUCAGGAGCGUGCACUGCUGGCCUUCCCAUGUCGCCAUGGUGGUCUUGGCAUCACCGACCCGACAUCUAUGGGCGGCAACUACCGCAAUUCACGCAAGAUCACGACAUCCCUGUGGGAGAAACUAAUCGCCCAAGAUUCCUCCCUAGAUGGCACCGCGGCGCAAGUUCUCCGCAUGAAGGCAGAGGUACGUACGACCUUGCGAACCAACCUCCUGGCAGCCGUGAAGUCUUUCAAGGAUGGUGCUGGAGCAGAGCUUGAGCUGCAAUUGACCCUAGCUUCGGAGAAGGGGGCCUCCAGCUGGCUGACUUGCCGCCCUCUAGCCAUCCAUGGAUUUCGUUUGUCCAAGGCGGAGUUUCGCGAUGCCCUCUGUCUCCGGUACGGGUGGACACCAGCACGCCUGCCAUCAGGAUGCGUCUGUGGCCACGGUAACUUUGACGUCACCCAUGCCUUGUCCUGCAGUACUGGGGGAUUCCCCAGUAUUCGACACAAUGAAAUUCGAGACCUCACGGCUGAUGUUCUGCGUCAGGUCACGCAUGGUGUGUGCACAGAACCGAUGCUGCAGCCAGUCACCGGAGAGAAAUUCCGGCUUCUGUCCACAACGACCGCUGAUCAGGCUCGUCUUGAUGUUGCCGCCAACGGAAUCUGGGGUGGCCGAUUUGAGCGCACCUUUCUUGAUAUAAGGGUUUUCAACCCCUACGCUGCCUCAAAUCGCGCUGCCUCAGUUUCCUCAGUGUAUGCACGUCAUGAAAAGGAGAAACGCCGGAGAUAUGAGCAGCGUCUGCUUGAGGUUGACCGCGCCACGUUCGUGCCAGUAGUGCUGUCAGCCACUGGUGGCACUAGCAAGUGUGCAUCGGCCCUGUUCAAGCGUCUUGCCAGCAUGCUAUCUGACAAGCUGAAGGAGCCGUACUCCGUGACGAUGGCAUGGCUUCGCUGCAAGCUAAGCUUUGCAUUAGUCCGAGCUAGCGUGAUGUGCCUUCGUGGGGCAAGAUCAUCCGCACACCGUGUCACCAGGGACCCCGCGUCUGUAGUGGUAGCCGAGGCACGUGUUUCCUUGCAGGACUGUUGAACUAAAGUCAGACAUGUACAUUUUUGUCUAGAGGUCUGUCAUGUACUUGUCAUGAUUCUUUUCUAUUUUAUUCUUUUUACCAGGCGUGGGCCAUCCCCUGGAUUAUCAAAAUGGGUGCCUUAUUAUUUUCUUUUUUUCUUUUUCUUUUUCUGUUUAUUCUUUUUACCAGGCGUGGGCCAUCCCCUGGACUAUCAAAAUGGGUGCCUUAUUAUUUUUCUGAGUGCAAUAA
Molecule: messenger RNA, 1834 nt
Organism: Sycon ciliatum
Lineage: Eukaryota; Metazoa; Porifera; Calcarea; Leucosolenida; Sycettidae
Exons: 1
Coding region: 1-1605 (534 amino acids)
Source: RefSeq, a predicted model, not a curated record